This is a messenger RNA of Oryzias latipes (Japanese medaka), 1286 nucleotides long. The record is from RefSeq and is a predicted model, not a curated record. Lineage: Eukaryota; Metazoa; Chordata; Actinopteri; Beloniformes; Adrianichthyidae.
UCAAAUUAAUUGACUCAAUGCAUGACUACAUGGAGGCAGUUUCGGAACCAUUCCUAAUGGAAGAAGAAGACUUCCCUGCUCUUCCCUGCACACCCACUGCUUCCCCAGCUGGUAAGCUGAGAAAAGUCACAGAAACGGAGACAGAGGCUGUUCUUUCUCAACUCUCGUCACUUACACAAUUGAUAAACUCGAGGUCAGACACUCUGGAAAAGUUAAUUAGCGGCAACUCCAGAGAGAUCUCUGAGAUGAAAAAAGCUGUGCAGGAGAACUCCAUGCAAAUCUCAGCUGUAAAAGACUCCGUUGAUGUUGUUUGCACUGAGAUCAGUGACAUGAAGAACAGAGUGGUCCACGCUGAGGCACAACUGGAGAAAUAUAAAACAAUCGUGGAAACACAGGAAAAAAGGAUCUCCCAGCUGGAAAGCUACUCCCGCCGCUGGAAUCUGAAACUUCGCGGUUUGGCUGAGAAAGAAAAUCAGAACGUGCGGCAAGAAGUGAUCCAGAUCUGCCAGUCUGUUCUACCGGAGGCGAAAGACAAACUCCCCGAUGUUGUGGAUACGGUACACAGACUCGGCCCGAAGAGACCGAACAACAACCAACCGAGAGGGAUCAUCAUCCAGUUCACUGCGAGGAUUCACCGCGAUGCUGUCUGGCGCGCUGCAAAGAAAUCUGCCUUCCUGAAAGAACACAACCUGAGGAUGGCGGAGGAUCUGUCUGCUGAGGACCGCGAACGGAGAAACCGACUGUGGCCGGCCGUGGAGAAAGCCAGGAGGGAGAACAAGCUGGCGUUCUUUGUUGGAGGACGUGCCUUUGUGAAUGGUAAAGAAAUCCUGCCGCCUUAACGAAGGCUGCAGAUGUGGAAGCUGGAUCUGAACGUUUUUUGCUAUUUUCCACAUUUAUCAAAAAUGAUACUGUUGCUUAAAAUUUGAUUUUAUUUGAGCUCAUAAGCUAUUGCAUUCAAGCUGCUACUUUUUAUUUUAAUUUUUAUCUUGCUUUAAUUUUGUUUUUGAUAUAACAUUAUAAUGUUAUUUUAAGUAUUACACUAUACUUAAAUGUGAAUUAAGUAGCAGCAUUGUGGGUUUUAUUUUUAUUUAUUUUUUUCUUAAAAUAUUUACUCUUAUGAGUAAGAUGGGACUAAUAACGCCCAUCACUUUGGUGUUAUUUCAUAAGCAAAUAAUUAUUGUUAGGGUCUUAGUUCACAGCGCUUUAGUAUUGGUUUGCAGGUUCUUAUCCUCUUUCUGUUCCUAAGCGACCAAAAAUCCUUAACUCAACUUCUUUUUUCUUCUUCU